GUUUGGGCCGUGACGGAGCUUGUACACGUAGCCUAGUAGAAUGUGUUCACUGAAGAUGGCGGCCCUGUGUGAGACUUACAGUCCUGCAUAUUUCUACGCCUGACUUUGGUUUCUUCAGUAACAUCUCUCAAAGUGAUCUGGUCCUUGGACUUGCUCUGCAGACAUGCAGCCAGCUCCUCGGGGUGGCGUGCCUGGCGUCUCUGCCCCUAGUAGGUCAGGCAGGAUAAGGCCUCAAAAGCAGGCAACGUCAGCGACAGCUACCAGGCCUCCUCCUGCUCAGCCCAUUACAGACCCUUUUGCUUUUGGCAGAGCUCAACCCCCCAUGGCGGCAGGAGGUCUUCCUACAAUACCUAACAGCAACCCUCCACAAAUGCAAACUCCACCUAACGUCAUGUACUCUCAGCUUGGCUCUGGACUCCCUCCACAACCGCAAAUGCUGGAAAACGUUGGAGCUGCAGGAGCUGGUCCACCCCCACCCUCUCUACCAGGGGUGACUCUCUUCACCCCUCAGAGUGCAGCAUCUCCUGGUGGUUUCCCAUCGCCAAGUCCCACAGGCUAUUCGUCGGCUAACAGCGAACAGGAUUAUUUCAAUUCAAGAGAUCCAACAUCAUCUAUGCCUACAGAUGCAUCCCAUACGGUACCAGCACCUAGUAACACACUUUUUAACCAGGACUUUCAGGCCCAACAUCUUGGUCAUUCUUUACCUUUUCAACCUCUCCCUCUAACAUCUUCGUCUUCUCAGUGGGUUCCUGAUCACUCUAGCCGCCCUCCCUCAGUUCAGAACUAUUUCCAACCAACUACUGAUCCACCAGCACGACCCUCUAAUAUACCACCACAGACCCAGAUGUACCCCACCCACAGCCAAUCACCCCACCACAAUGCCCCUACCCCUUUAGCUCAUCCCGGAAAUCCCCAGAGUCAAGCCCCUCCUAUUCCACUUCAGAACCCUGGACCAGCUGCCAGCUCUCUGUUGCCUGACCCAAAUGGACCUCCGCAGCAUAAUUUAAAUUUUCAAACCCAGAGUUAUUUCAGUCAGAGUUCUGCGCCCCAUGAUUUAUGGUUCAACCAACCUGCACAGGACUCAGGCUACCACCAAAUGGGUACUGGCUCAAGCCAUCCUCCGCCCCCUACAGACUUCUCUGGAUCCCCUCAUGUUUCCAACACUGGGUACAGGCCUGCCAGCCAACCCGGGCCGAGUUCUGCCCCUUCCUCUGAUGCAUACGCUCAGGACUCGGGUACAAUCUCAAUGUUUUUCAAAGGCAGUGAUGUGGAAAAUGAAGAAACGCUUGCUGAUGAAAGAAAUAAGGCGUUAAACGGUGUUGCCACAUCAUUUCAGCCUAACAGUAACCCACCGGCCCAGAGCAGUCAUCCAGAUCUCUCUGUGGAUUACCAAGGAGUUUCUGUUCUGGAUCAUUCAUGCCUUCCAUACAUGAAUGAAAGCAGUCAUCCUUCACAGGGACACAACCAGAAGCCUCCAGAGAGUGACUUUGACCAUGUUGAGAAUUUGGAGUGUGUUCCAAACCAGGAAGUUCUGCCCAAUGAAUCCAGCAGCAGUGCUACUGCUGCACCUAACGCAGUAGAACAGUUUGAAACAGGACCCAAUCUGGAAACUCCAGAUUCUAUUCCAAGACCAAUGAGAUCCGCGAGUGUGUCAUCCAACUACAGCAAUUUAAGCCAUGGAAGUGGAACUGGCCCUCGUCGGCACCAGGGAGUCGAAGGAACUUUUAUUCAGCAGGAAAGCCCGCGUCUCGUCGAUAAUCCCAGCGCUCCUCCGGCUGCUGCCGCUGCUGGAGGCUACUUCGAACAGAUUGAUACAUCUCCAGGUGGUGAGGUGGGCAUCCACCAGGGUUCGGUAGAGCAUAUGUGGCACCCAACACCCAGCCCCCCGAAACCAACGGGUAUUUUCCAAGCAAGUGCAAAUAGCUCAUUUGAACCUGUUCGCUCGCACGGAGUUGGAGUACGUCCUGUGGAAGUUGACCGAGCUAAAAUGGUCGCUGAAGGAGGUGCUGAUUGUACAUCUGGUAACUUGGAACAGCCACCAGACAAUAUGGAAAACAUUUUUGGGUCAGGACAAGCUGCAGCCUCUGCUCCUGCAGAUGGGUUACCUAAUCAAACACACCCAGUGGUGCAUUCUUAUUCUCGACCUUCCUCUCGUGCUUUUGGGGCCACACGGCCCUGUGAGAGUCCGGCCACUACUCUGUGGGCUCAGAACGAUCCUGCAAGCUUGGGUGCUAACAUCCUCCUUGCUCCUGCAGCACCGACGGUGUUGGCCCCUUUAAGAGAACCCAGUGCUGAUGUUAUCCAACCACCAGAAGAUAGUCCACUGGACCUGCAGCCCUCUCAGAGAGUUCACACAGCCAGUCAGCAGCACUCAGAGAACCUAGAAAACCCACCAAAGGUGAGUGAUGCAGAGCCAGCUGACUCUCAAAGCAGCCUAGGUUAUGCAUCUCUGCUUGUCUCUGGCUCACCCCACCAACCUGUUUUAAUUGCCCCGCCUGUAUCCAAUUACAGUGUAAUUCCUCCCAGUAUUCCUACCCAAUCAUCAGCUCAGUCUAAUCAUGGAGAUGUGACUCCUGCCGAAAGAUCUCUCACCCAGGGGCUAGGUGCUAAUGCCUCCCAAUCUUCAGCCCCACCUAAACAAAAUCCUCUCCUUCCUUCUGGGUCCGGGCCUUUCUGUUCCUCUGCUCCCAGUCAGGCCCCACUCAAUCUGACUCGUAAUAAAUCAGCCGGAGCAACAUCAGAAAUCCCAACUCCACCACUCUCUCAACAAGUCCAUCCUCCUCUUUCACGGGGCCAAUCAUUGGGGGCGGAAAGCCAUUCUAGUGUUAAUUCACAACCUACUUCUCUUGCGACUACUUCUGUCUCUAAUCAUAAUUCAACAUUAAACUACGAACUGCUUGAUUUUUCUAUGCACCAAUCAUACGCCCAGAGCCAUGCAUAUGGCCAGCCGUCUUCUCUGCAUGAAGCAUCACAGUCUAGUAAUGGGUUUUACCUGCAGGUCACCAAAGAUGCUCAACAAGGGGUACGAGAUGUAGGGAAUGCCUCUGUCCAGACAACAGUUCCUUCAUCCAGCUCACAGGCAUCAACAGCACCCACUCAAGCUGCAGCUAACACUCAGCUGAUGCAAAAUGAACCUCCGAAAACAUCUGAUUCUCAGGUUGCAAUGCAGGGACAGAGGGAUGCCCCUCCUGUUCCUGUUAGUGGAACCCAACCUUCUCAUGGUCAAUAUUCAACUUUGGUACAAGAUCCUGCUGCAGGAAACACUCCUGCUCCUCCUCCUGCUGCUUCUGCAGCAUAUCCACCAGUUCCACAGGGACCACUACCUCCAGGGGUUUCUCAGCCAGCUCCAGCUGAGGCACCACGACCUCCUUCCUCUGCAGGGAGCCAUCAAGGCUAUGUGCAUCCACCUCCUCCUGUAGCAGGACAGGCCUAUAGUGGUUACUAUGGAAAUUAUGGCGAGUACCCAGACAGCAGAGGGCAGUAUCCUCCUGGCCAUUAUCCACCUCCAGCUGGAGAUCCUAGAGUGCAGCCAUAUUAUCAAGAUACUACCUACCGGGGAAGAGCCGAUCCUUGGUAUGGCAGAUACGACCCACAGAACCCAGGUUACCGUGAUCCAAACUACCAAUACAGAGAGCCACAAUCUGACCGACCCAGUUCUAGGGCCAGUCAGUACUCCGACAGGCCCUCAUCCAGGCAAGGCUAUCCUGAAGAUUACCAACGGGCAAACCGAAGCACCUACAGUGAAUAUUAUGCAGAUUACCCCAAACACUAUGAUUAUAGAGGGUACAGAUACGGACAGUAUGACCAACGAUACGCGGGAUACUACGAUCAAUCCUAUUGGUCUUAUUACAAUGAAUCCUACAAAAAUGGCUAUUAUAACCAGCAGUAUCCUGCCAGGAAAGAUGGCUAUGAUGACCAGUGGCAGUACUACCCUGGGUAUGAUCCCAGCUUUGAUGAGGACAACAUGCGAGGAAGAGAGGCUUAUGGGGAUGACUUUGACCGGCGCAGCGUGCACAGUGAGCAGUCGGCACACAGCGUGCACAGCUCUACUAGUCAUCACAGCAGACGAAGCAGCUUCAGCUCACGGUCACAGCAGAGCCAGGUGUACAGGAGCCAGCCUGACUUGUCUACAGUUUAUGAUGCAACCCAAUCCACUCUGCCUGUUGACUACUCUCAUGCGCACUACCCAAAUCAAGCGGAUGCCUCUCAGAACUACAGCCAGUACAUGUAUCCCUCAGAAUACACUGCAGACAGUACCUGGAUUGCCCCAGAGCAACCUCCUCCUCGUCCUGCAACUCCAGAGAAGUAUACCAUGCCCCACCGUUGUGCUCGCUUUGGACCUGGUGGUCAUCUGAUCCAAGUCCUGCCUAAUCUCCCCUCAGCCGGGCAGCCAGCUCUGGUGGAGAUCCACAACAUGGAGACCAUGCUGCAGGACACCUCUGAUCAGGCUGAACUGCGUGGGUUCCCUGGACCUCUGAUUAAGGAGGAGACCCACAAGGUUGAUGUCAUCAAAUUCUCCCAGAACAAAGCAAUGGAAUGUUCUCGUGACAACAACCUCCUGGACAGAGACUCUGCUCGCCUGCUCUGGGACUUCAUCAUGUUGCUUUGUAGACAGAAUGGAACUGUGGUCGGCACAGACAUCGCUGACCUUUUGCUGAAGGAACAUCGCUCUGUCUGGCUGCCUGGCAAGAGUCCCAGUGAAGCCAACUUGAUCGAUUUUAACAACGAACCUCUUGCGCGAGCUGAAGAGGAGCCUGGAGCUGGGCCGUUGUCCCUCCUGUCCGACACUUUCAUGAUCGUCCCGGAAAAUAUUGGCAAGGAAACAGAACGCUUCAGGGAGCUGCUUCUGUUUGGACGCAAAAAGGAUGCCCUGGAAGCAGCCAUGAAGGGAGGCCUUUGGGGUCACGCUCUGCUGUUGGCUAGUAAGAUGGACAACAGGACACACGCACGUGUCAUGACGAGGUUUGCUAAUAGUUUGCCAAUGAACGACCCUCUUCAGACUAUGUACCAACUGAUGUCAGGAAGAAUGCCUGCUUCAGCAACUUGCUGUGGAGAGGAGAGGUGGGGUGACUGGCGCCCUCAUCUGGCCAUGGUGCUCUCAAACCUCACACACAAUAUGGACCUGGACACCCGCACUAUCACCACUAUGGGAGACACUCUUGCUUCUAAGGGUCUAACUGAUGCUGCUCAUUUCUGCUACCUGAUGGCCCAAGUUGGCCUGGGAGUUUACACCAAGAAAAGCACCAAGUUGGUCUUGAUUGGCUCCAACCACAGUUUGCCCUUUAAUCAAUUUGCCACCAAUGAAGCCAUCCAAAGAACUGAGGCCUAUGAGUAUGCUCAGUCUCUGGGCUCCCAGCAUUGUUCACUGCCCAACUUCCAGGUGUUUAAAUUGAUCUAUGCAUGCCGACUGGCUGAGGCAGGCCUGUGUGCCCAAGCUUUUCAUUACUGUGAAGUGAUCUCAAAGACGGUCCUCAUGCAUCCCUCUUACUACUCCCCUGUGUUCAUCAGCCAGAUUAUACAGAUGUCAGAAAAGCUGCGGUUCUUUGAUCCACAACUUAAGGAAAGACCUGAGCAGGAGCUGUUCAUUGAGCCUGAGUGGCUGAUCCACCUCAAACAGCUGGAUGGACAGAUCAAGACCGGAGUGAUUACAUAUAAUGUGGACAGAAGUACUCCAGCACAGUUUGACUGCAGCAGUGAAAGUUCAGACUUGGAUCACCAGAGUCCCCCUGAACCUUACAACAUGCCACUGGAAGUGGAUGGUCAAGCCCCUGAAAACCCACUCAUGAGCUCAUUAGUGCCUGGGCCCCCUCCACAGGGAGUGCAGUUGAUGCCUCCAGCUCCUGCUUCUAUUCUCCAAGACGGGAUGGCUCCGCCUCAGCUCUCAUCCUCCAGUGACGUUCCCCAGUUCUACCCUGUACCCCCUAGUGGGCCGCCAGGCCAAAUCCCCAUGCCUGGAUUUCAUCCACAGGAUCCUGGCCUUGCCCACCCUCCCUUCCAGCCUCAACAUGAGCAACCAAAUGCUUAUCCUGGAGCUCACCAGCAACAUGGUCCUCCUCCACAAGAGGGCCAAAUGUCCCCUCACAUGCCUACAUCACAGGUGUCACAUUCACCUGUCCAAAUGACCCACCCACCUUUUCAGAUGCCCCAGCACAUGCCCCCCUCUCCUGGACACAUGGCCCCCAUGGAGCAGCCACCCCUGUCCCACCCAGAGAUGCAUCCGUCACAUAUAAUGUCGUCCUCCCCACCCCGGAGCUCCUUCACUCCUCAGAUGGACUUAUAUGACCACAUGGCAAAUAUGGGCUCGAGAAGAUCAAGGACAACUUCACAGUCUUCAAUGCAUUUGCCAUCAGGACGCAGCUCUCGCAGAGCCUCUGAGUCAUCAACUCACUCCGGAAGAGAGCGGAGCAACUCUGCUGUGAAACAGGCCUCUCCACCGCCGCCCUCUAUCCCCGAACAGCCGCGUAAAGAAGAGCCCAAGAAAGCCAAGAAAGAUUCUCCAGAAAAGAAUAAAGGCUGGUCGUUUUGGCCCUUUGGGAAGAGGAAAAAUGAGGCUCAUUUGCCAGAUGACAAAAAUCCUUCUAUUGUUUGGGAUGAGAAGAAAAAUAGAUGGGUUGACUUAAAUGAACCUGAAGAAGAGAGUAAGCCCCCUCCUCCACCUCCCACUGGUUUUCCCAAGAUGCCUCAAAUGCCUGGUCCUGGAGGGCCCCCUGCCCCUCCAGGUACUGGUUCUGCCGUCAAUAUGUUUUCCAGGAAAGCAGGCACCAAAAGCAGAUAUGUGGAUGUUCUGAACCCGAGCAGAACAUCUAAACCGAGUGGAGCGGCCCCAGCUCCAGUGGACCUAUUCGCUCCUUUGGCUCCAAUGCCCAUGCCUGCUAACCUGUUUGUGCCUAGUUCAGCGCCUAAUGACCAACAACCCCUGGAAGGCAGUGAAGGUGGAAAUCAAGAGCAGAAUUCACCAAGCAGCAGCGCUGCUCCACAGGUGUUUAACCCAACACUGUUACCGCCAGCCCCAGAAGGACCUCCUGUUCCAGAUGGUUUGCAAUCAGGCGAGCUGUCACGUUCUAGCUCAAUGAGUUCUUUAUCACGUGAAGUGAGUCAGCAUUUAAACCAGAGUCAUCCUGCCCAGGGUACUGCACCCACCGGAGGUGUCACUUUUUAUAACCCUGCUCAGUUUGCACAGACAAGUGCGCCAUCAGGAGGUGGACCACGGUCUAGUCGGUUGAGCCAGCGCUAUCCAGUUUCGAAGUAAAGGAACAUCCAAGAGAGACUAAAUAACUGAACUAAAUGGACAAAAUGUGAUUCUACCUGGAAGUAAAUGAAGCACACGGACAUACUGCUCUCUGUCUUAAAGAACUCCUCCUCUUGCCUUCAUUUAAAAGCUUGAUCUCAUUAUGUGGGUUUUCGUCCAAACAGCUUAACCAGUUUUUCAUUUUGUUUUUUUAACCAUCAGCCCAGUAGGUUUCACUGGUGUGUUUGUCACAAAUGAGAGUUUCCAUGAAGGGCUUAUUCCUGAAACCAAAACGGGGGUUAGAAAGUGAUUUGCAUCAUGAAUACAUUCUUAAACAAACUGUGCUAUCAUGUUGGCAUAAAUAGUCUACAAUAAAUGCCUCACUAAACUAAAGCUGCCAGAUGUAACACUAUAAGCAGCAUGAUCAUCCAGUGUCCCAUUUUACACUCGUUUUUUUUGUCCGAGCUCCAUGUCAGGGUGGUUGUGUGAAGGAUAAGAAGCAACUGGCACCUUUUUUUUUUUUUAUUUCAUACAGGAGAUUUCUAAAAGCAGCAUCUGUGUUGAAGGUGGCAUCUUGUGAUCAUUUUGCUUGUUUGUCUUGCUGUGUAGACAUUUCCUUUAGGUCCAUUGAAAGAACCCUGAAGAAACGUAUGCAGUGAUUGGUCGCUGCUUCUUUCAGGUAUUUAUUGAACCCCGGUCCCUCCCCCAUUAGUUAUUAAACUAGGGGGUCUUUUUGUCCAACUUCCUCUCCAAAUUCGGAGCUGUCCACUUCAAAUUGAGGGACGAUUGUUGGAAUAGCAAGAGCCGGAAUUCAAGAUGGAUUUUAAAUAUUGCAGAAAAUGAAUCUAUCCAAAUAUUUGUAUAUCAGAUCGAUUGUAUUUAUGACCUGUAGACAAAAGGUGAGUGCGUGUGUGUGUGUGUGAGAGAAUACUAAUUUUUUUUCCAAAUAGUCUUUGACCAGAUGCAUUAUUGAUUAAAGAAAUUACAACAAUCGUAAUCUAUUGGUUUGUAUUGGCUGCUUCUGCAUAAAAAUAAACUGUGAGCUAGCCACACCCUAAAUACGUUGUCAUUUUAGUUUACAAAUGUAAACCCUAAAUCUGACAGGUGUCUCAAAUGUUACUUGUUCGUUUAUUUCGUCAACGUCAGUUUGAGCUUCUAAAAGCUGGAGGCGAGGAUGUUUCCCAUUGUCCUGGAAUUUCAACUGUGAAAUCAACGAAAAAAUCAAUACAAAUAAUGGAAACAAAUGGUAAUAAAUUUAUUUUUGCGCUCUGUAGCACUUUGAUAGAGAUGUCUAAUGGUGUCAUUUACUAUAUAAAAACUAACUUUGAAUCAA
Molecule: messenger RNA, 8561 nt
Organism: Cyprinodon tularosa
Lineage: Eukaryota; Metazoa; Chordata; Actinopteri; Cyprinodontiformes; Cyprinodontidae
Gene: sec16a
Product: SEC16 homolog A, endoplasmic reticulum export factor
Exons: 31
Coding region: 164-7249 (2361 amino acids)
Biological process (GO): COPII vesicle coat assembly; autophagy; Golgi organization
Cellular component (GO): ER to Golgi transport vesicle membrane; endoplasmic reticulum exit site
Source: RefSeq, a predicted model, not a curated record